AUGCUGUCGUUCUUCAGACGAUUCAUGUCUUCUAGUCAAACAGCCUGUGCCUCUCCGCUCAAAUGGUUCAAAAACGUUCCGGCCGCGCCGGCGGAUCCGAUUUUGGGUGUGACGGAGGCGUUCAAAAAGGAUGCGAACCCGAAUAAGAUCAAUUUGGGUGUCGGAGCCUAUCGAGAUGAUCAGGGAAAACCAUUCGUGCUCCGCGCUGUCGCCGAAGCCGAACGCCAAAUCGUCGAUGCAAAAAUGGACAAAGAGUACUCGACGAUCACAGGAGUCCCGGAAUUCUCUCCGUUAGCCGCCAAGCUGGCAUUCGGAGAGUCUUCUGAAGUGAUAAAAGAGGGACGGGUGUUCACUACUCAAUCGAUAUCCGGAACUGGAGCAUUGAGAAUCGGCGGACAGUUCGUUGAGAAGUUCAUUCCAUCGAAGACGUUGUACUAUCCAACACCAACAUGGGCCAAUCAUUUGCCUGUGUUUAGAAACUCUGGUCUCACCAUCCACCCAUACCGCUAUUACGAUCAAUCAACACUCGGAUUCGAUGUCAAAGGAGCACUUGAAGACAUUGCGAAUAUGCCAGAAGGAUCGGUGAUCCUGCUCCACGCGUGUGCUCACAAUCCAACUGGUGUCGAUCCGACUAAAGACCAAUGGAAGGAGAUGUCUCGUAUCAUAAAAGACCGGAAACUUCUCCCAUUCUUCGACAUGGCCUACCAAGGAUUCGCAUCUGGAGACGUGGACAACGACGCCUUCGCCCUCCGCUAUUUCGUCGAGCAAGGACACAAUGUCCUUGUUGCUCAGUCGUUUGCAAAGAACAUGGGUCUUUAUGGAGAACGUGUUGGCGCCUUUUCGAUUGUUUGCGAUUCGACGGAAGAGGUUUCUCGUGUUGGAUCCCAGAUGAAGAUAAUCAUUCGCCCGAUGAUUUCGAUGCCACCUCUUCAUGGAGCAAGAAUUGCUUCCAGGAUUUUGAGUGAUCCUGUUUUGAAGCAGUCGUGGUUGGAAGACGUGAAAAUGAUGGCUGACCGUAUCAUAACGAUGCGCCAGGCACUCAAAGAGAAUCUCCAACGUGAGGGAUCCACCCGUAACUGGGAGCACAUCACCAAUCAAAUUGGAAUGUUCUGUUUCACGGGAAUCACCCAACAACAGGUUCAGAAACUCAUCAACGAUCACUCGGUCUACCUGACGAACGACGGUCGAAUCUCGAUUUCUGGAAUCAAUACUGGAAACGUGGCGUAUCUGGCGAAAGCACUUCAUGAUGUUACCAAAUAA
Molecule: messenger RNA, 1260 nt
Organism: Caenorhabditis briggsae
Lineage: Eukaryota; Metazoa; Nematoda; Chromadorea; Rhabditida; Rhabditidae
Gene: Cbr-got-2.1
Product: Protein CBR-GOT-2.1
Exons: 5
Coding region: 1-1260 (419 amino acids)
Biological process (GO): L-aspartate catabolic process; biosynthetic process
Cellular component (GO): mitochondrion
Molecular function (GO): pyridoxal phosphate binding; L-aspartate:2-oxoglutarate transaminase activity
Source: RefSeq, a predicted model, not a curated record